Molecule: messenger RNA, 938 nt
Organism: Vigna unguiculata (cowpea)
Lineage: Eukaryota; Viridiplantae; Streptophyta; Magnoliopsida; Fabales; Fabaceae
Molecular function (GO): polysaccharide binding
Source: RefSeq, a predicted model, not a curated record
AGUUAUAGAUAUAGUUGAGUCUGUGUUGUUUUGAAAAUCAGUAUCUAACUUAGAUUUGGUUGCACUUGAAUUGAAUGAGAAACAGUUUGGUGACGAUGUGGAGAGAGAGAGAGCAUUGUUCCUGAUACUGCUACUUCUUCUCCACCAUAUUUGUGCUACCAAGGACGACCAAGAACACCUUUGUCCCCCUUCUUUCUGUGGCAACAUCACCCACAUAAGUUAUCCAUUUCGAUUAAAAGGCGACCCAGAGAAGUGUGGUGAGAAAAGGUAUGAGCUUGGUUGUGAGAAUAAUGUUAUGGUGUUGUAUCUGCACUCUGCAAAAUACCAUGUUCAGGCAAUCAACUACAACAACUACACAGUGAGAGUGGUUGACCCUGCUCUUCAACUCCAUAACUGCUCCUCCCUUCCUCUCCGUUCCCUCUCUCGCUCUAAUUUCUCUGAUACUUACACUUAUUACACGGAUACAUACCAAGCCGGUCUAAGUUCAUAUGAAAAUUGGGAAUCUCUGAGUUUCGAGCAUAUAGUGUUUGUGAAUUGUAAGCAUACAGUGAGAGAGAAUGUAAAGUAUGUGAAAACAGAAGAGUGCGUGAAGUGGGACUCAAAGGGCUAUGCAUAUGCUUUUGUUGGUGACCUGAAAGCAGAGGACUUUGAAGUUGGUUGUGACAUAAAACUUGUUGCUCCAACAUCUUUCAGGAGUUUGAAUAACCAUUCCUACACUUCCAUGCAUUGGGGCUUGGCCUAUGGAUUUGAGAUUUCUUGGAUAAACCUUGCCUGCCAGAAUAAUCAUUAUUGUCCACUUAGAUUCUGCUAUUUCGACUCUGCGAGCCAGAAUCUUGAUUGCCAACUACUGAAGUUUACGGGAAUUGGAGUUCUACUCAAUAUGUUAGCUGGUAAGAUCUUAUCAUCUUAAUUUCUCAAUGCUUUAAUUACAAGUGGAG